Messenger RNA from Clonostachys solani, 603 nucleotides. The record is from the annotation of a GenBank genome assembly. NCBI's taxonomy places the organism in Eukaryota, Fungi, Ascomycota, Sordariomycetes, Hypocreales, Bionectriaceae.
AUGGAUAACCAAUCUCUACACCUGGUCCCCGACAUUGGGCAACCUAUCCAACUACCAUACCUGAACGAGGGGCUACUCCAGGUCGAGCCAGCCUUCCAGGAGGAGUUGAUGCCUUGCAUACAGGAACCAUUGCAACAGCCAUACGCUGGCCUGGAUCUAGCAGCCGAAGCGGUUGUGAGCAUGCAAGAUCAUUACAUGAACCGCUUCAACCAAUUUACCGAAAAUAAGCAACGGCAGGAAAAGCUGAUUGCCAAAUUGAAUCAGUGCCAUGACCGCGCCUCGGAGGCCUUGGCUACAAGAAUCGCGGCUAACGCAACUAUGAAAGACUUGCUGAGCGAGCACAACACACUUGAUCCGCAGUGCUUCACCAUGCGUCACGCUCAAGCAUGGAAGGAAGUUAGACAGGCUGCAUUCUACGAAGCCGAUCAAUAUAGCUUCAUCAAGAUGAUGCACGAAAGUUUGGAGAAGAUUACCCGAGAGGGGGAUGACAUCGUUUUCCAACUGAAGGUGCUUGAGGUGCAGAUCCAGAAGGAGAACCCCAACUUUAUCUUGUUUGAUUAUGGUCAAGUUGGUACCGAAUUUGAGGCUAAGAUGGAGGCAUAA